This is a messenger RNA of Drosophila nasuta, 2796 nucleotides long. RefSeq names its product Polypeptide N-Acetylgalactosaminyltransferase 3 (gene Pgant3). Gene Ontology annotation, molecular function: polypeptide N-acetylgalactosaminyltransferase activity. Gene Ontology annotation, cellular component: Golgi apparatus. Lineage: Eukaryota; Metazoa; Arthropoda; Insecta; Diptera; Drosophilidae. The record is from RefSeq and is a predicted model, not a curated record. Gene Ontology annotation, biological process: protein O-linked glycosylation.
GUUUACGAAUUUUAUGAAAUGAAUCAACAAAACUGUGGCCCGGAUAACUAGUUUUCUAGAUAAAUAGCGAAAUUUCGAACAAGCAAAAUGCAUUCAUAAGUAAUUCUGCACAGUUGGCACUCGGUUCGCGCAAACCGACGCGGCAAAUAACGGCUACCUAAGUAUUUAAGCGACCCAUUAAUUUGGUUGGUUGCUGCUUUGCGGUGGCAGCGGCGUGUCAUCAAAACAACAAAUAAGAGAUACCAAAUUUCUUAGCCGACGCUUAGUUGGCAUCGAAGAGAGCUGCCGAGCAAGUGUGGGCUUGGAGUUUGGGGCUCGGAAUUGUUGCCGGUCAUUAACACAGCGUAGCCGAAGGCUGCAACAACAUCAACGACAACAACAAGACGAAGACGGGCGCAAACAAAAGACAACGGCAACAACAGUAUUGACCAUUGGGUGUUUAAAUAGUAGUCGAUCAAAAUGGGUCUUCGAUUCCAGCAGCUGAAGAAGCUAUGGUUGUUAUACCUGUUCUUGCUGUUUUUUGCAUUCUUCAUGUUUGCAAUUAGCAUAAACUUAUAUGUGUCAAGCAUUCAAAACACUGACGCACAGCCGCGUCAUCCAAAACCGCCGCCCAAACGGCGAUCGCUCUGGCCGUACAAAAACAUUGUGGCCCACUAUAUUGGCAAGGGAGACAUCUUCGGCAACAUGACUGCAGACGAUUACAACAUUAACCAGUUCGAGCCUAAACAGGGCGAGGGCGCCGAUGGACGACCUGUGAUUAUUCCACCGCGCGACCGCUUUCGAAUGCAGCGCUUCUUUAAGCUCAACAGCUUCAAUAUACUGGCCAGUGAUCGUAUACCCCUUAAUCGAACACUCAAGGACUACAGAACCCCAGAAUGUCGCGACAAGAGAUAUGCUAAUAACCUGCCCACAACGUCCGUCAUUAUUGUUUUCCAUAAUGAAGCUUGGUCCGUCCUGCUGCGCACCAUUACAAGCGUGAUUAAUCGGUCACCUCGUCAUCUGCUCAAGGAGGUCAUCUUGGUCGACGAUGCUAGCGAUCGCUCGUUUUUAAAGAAACAACUGGAGGCCUACAUACAGGUUCUUGCGGUUCCAACGCGCCUGUAUCGCAUGAAAGAACGCAGCGGUUUAGUGCCUGCCCGUCUGAUGGGCGCUCAGCAUGCGAGAGGCGAUGUACUCACCUUUCUGGAUGCGCAUUGCGAAUGCUCUCGUGGCUGGCUGGAGCCAUUGCUGGCGCGAAUUCAGGAGUCACGUGAAGUAGUCAUUUGCCCAGUGAUAGAUAUCAUAUCCGAUGACAAUUUCAGCUACACUAAAACCUUUGAGAAUCACUGGGGUGCCUUCAAUUGGCAGUUAAGCUUCCGCUGGUUCUCUUCGAAUCGCAAGCGACAAACCAGCGCCAAGCCAGCGGACAGCACAGCGCCAACAGCCACUCCUGGAAUGGCUGGCGGCCUUUUCGCCAUAGAUCGAAAAUACUUUUACGAAAUGGGCGCCUACGACAGCGACAUGCGUAUCUGGGGCGGUGAGAAUGUGGAGAUGUCAUUCCGCAUUUGGCAGUGCGGUGGCCGUAUCGAGAUUAGUCCCUGCUCACAUGUGGGACACAUCUUCCGCAGCAGCACUCCGUACACUUUCCCUGGCGGCAUGAGUGAGGUGCUAACUGCUAAUCUGGCCAGAGCUGCCACCGUCUGGAUGGACGAUUGGCAGUACUUUGUGAUGCUCUACACAGCUGGACUGUCCCUCGGUGCACGCGAUAAGGUGAAUGUGACAGAGCGACUGGCGUUGCGGGAGAAACUGCAGUGUAAACCUUUUGCUUGGUAUCUGGAGAACAUUUGGCCGGAGCAUUUCUUCCCGGCGCCGGAUCGUUUCUUUGGCAAGAUCAUUUGGCUGGAUGGCGAGACGGAAUGUGCACAGGCCUACAGCAAUUAUAUGAAGAACUUACCUGGCCGAGCCUUGUCACGUGAAUGGAAACGCGCUUUCGAACAAAUUGAUAAUAAGGCCGAGGAAUUUAUGUCGUUGAUCGACUUGGAGCGUGACAAGUGUCUGCGUCCGUUGAAUAACGAAACGCCACGCACCUCAUUGCAUCCUGUUACAGUGGGCGAUUGCACAUCUCAUUCGCAGAGCAUGGACAUGUUUGUGAUUACGCCCAAAGGUCAGAUAAUGACCAAUGAGAAUGUCUGUCUCACCUAUCGUCCACCAAAGCAAGGCACUUUGAAGCUGCUUGUGAGCCGCAAUGCAACCACAUCGAAUGUUAUGCUAAUGCAGUGUGCCAUUGAGUCAAGUCAAUUGUGGACCUACGACAUGGACUCGCAACAAAUUUCGCAUCGUGAAUCGAAGCUAUGCCUUACACUUAAGUCGGCCACAAAUACGCGAACGCAGAAGACGGAGAAAGUGGUGCUAAUAUCGGAUUGUAACUUCAAGGAUAUAACACAAAAAUGGGGUCUUAUACCAUUGCCAUGGCGCAUGUAAUGCUAUCCACAAAAAUUCCCUGCCAGCGAUCUUACGCAAUGUGAUAUUUAUUGAAAUUCUUUAAUGCACCCGCCCCCACUCGUUUUUACAUAUGACACGCUGUAAAAUCCCCCCUUUUCCCAUACACACACAUCUACACACAUACACCGAGAAACGCCCACAAGAAUUGUUUGUGAAACAUUAUUAUGAAUGCAUAGGGACGUUUUUUCCCUUUGCGUUGCGACUUGAUGAAACUCUAUGCAAUUCUAUGUCAUAUUUAUUAAGCAAAUAUUUAGGCAAUUUUAAGACAACCACAAUUUGAAAGUACUUAAUACUUUUGACAUUUUAUAACAACUU